AUGCUUCCGGAGCAGUACCUGCUGACCAGGGUCACAAGGUGUGUGGAUGCCUUGGAAUCCAAGCUGAACUCCGCCCAGACUGCCUACGAUGCGUUUGUCGCUACCAGGAAUAAGAAGGCAGUGAAGGAUCGCAUGAAGGAUGCUAUGGAGAAGGCUUUGGAGAAGUCUUUGAAAAAGAAGAAGAAGGAUGCUGCCGAAGCUGAUGGAUCGUGUCAGGAACCUGAGCUCCACGGCUUCGCCAGAAUGGUCGGGAAUGGCGCUGGGGAUCCCAGCUUAGCAGUCGCUUGCAGCGACGCCAUUCGUCAGGCCAGGGUGACCAGGGUGAAAUCAAAGGGGAUCUCUAGUCUGGCAAGAGUGAAUUUGAAACGGAGCGAAAGUGGAUCACAUUCAGUUUUCAGAAAGUUUGGCCAAUCGCUGGACAUCAAGAUAUCGAAGACUGAUUUGGUAUCCAAGAAGGACUUUCCCUAUGUUCCGUUCAAAACGUGGCUAAGACACCUUGUGGAAAUAGAUCAACUUGAUCAGCUGGUGGGCGUGAAGGAUGUUUCUGACAUGAAGCGCCUUUUAUCUACAUUCUGGUCUCGCUUUGGGGCUCUCAAUCCCGAACAUUUGAUCUGUUCCCGGGAUGACCCUGGCUUCAACAAGGAGAUGUGCAUACCAGUGCUUUACCACGGUGAUGAAGGGAGAGGCCUGAAAAAAAAACAAUUGAUGGUGUUGUCUACUCAUGGUGUUCUUGGGAGAGGUUCGCACAAGAGCAAUUCCAAUGACACCCAUGAUCCUCAUGGACCUCUUUGCCUCAACAUGAUUGGCAACACUUGGUUGACACAUUUUUUGCAGUGUGUUCUUCCGAUCGGCCUGUACAACGAAACACCAGAAGACUUUUACAAAAUGUUGGAUAUUCAGGCGAAAGAAUUUGAAGAGCUCUUCUGGAAGGGUGUGGACAUCAACAACCAACGCUUCUUUGUAUGCUGUAUUGGCGUGAAGGGUGAUGCCCCGUUCCUAGCGAAGUCUGGCAUGUUCCUCAGGUCCUUUUCGAGGAGACCCACUCGUGCUAGCAGUCGUACGGCAGCAGCUGGAGUUUGCCAUUUAUGUUGUGCUGGAAAAGAAGAUUAUGAGGUUGAUGUGCCAUUUGAGGAGUAUGGCGCGCUUUCCCCAGUUUGGCUGCAGACUUGUGGGGUGCUGAAGCCCUACUUGGAGAGGUCCCCGUUGCUACAAAUUCCGUCAGAAGCUUCAGGCACUACUGAGAAGCUGUGGAACUUCGACUUGUUUCACAACUGGCAUUCUGGAAUGGGAAAAUACUUUUCGAGUUCUGCGGUUGUUGUAUGCCUAGAGUUGGUCCAGGACAGUAUUGAAGGGGCUUUCGCCCAACUCACUGCGGAUUUCAGGGUAUACUGCACUAGAAAUCAUGAGAGCCCGUACCACAAGAAGUUGACUUCAACUAUGUUCGGGGUCAACCAAUCCUUCUUGGACUGGCCUGAUGCUGCAUGGAGCAAGGGUGAUUUCACCAGGCUCAUUUGCAAGUGGUUUGAAGAUUGGUGCCGAAGACAUGUUGAUGAAAAAACGGAUGACCCGCUGUACUUGAAGUGUGCUGAAGCCGUGAAGGCCAUCAACUUGUGUCUAUCAGGACUCUAUCGAAGUGGGGUUUUCAUUCCAAGUGACCAAGCUGCCCAAAUCGCUGAUCAAGGUUUGACCUUCUUGCGUUUGUAUGCUGAGAUGGCCAGAAUGGCCUACUCAAGAGGUCAGCGGAGGUUCCCUUUGGUGCCCAAGGGCCAUUACUUACACCACACGUUUCUGAGUUUGUGGUACGAAGCCCAAGGGCAUCAGUGGUGCACGUCGCCGCUGAUUUAUGCGGUACAAAUGCAGGAGGACUAUAUCGGUAAACCGAGCCGAUUGGCCCGCAGAGUAAGUUCCAAAACUACAAGUUUAAGAGUUCUCCAGAGAAGUUUCUUAGCAAUCCGCAACGCUCUGGGGUGGGGCGCUGAUGCAUAG
Cladocopium goreaui is the source of this 1986-nucleotide messenger RNA. The record is from the annotation of a GenBank genome assembly. NCBI's taxonomy places the organism in Eukaryota, Dinophyceae, Suessiales, Symbiodiniaceae.